UGUUCUGGCUAGGACACUCACUUCUGGGACCAGUGGCUCCUCAGUACUUCCUGACAUGUCUGAAGGUGACUUACCCAUUCACGUGAAUAAUGUGCGGAGCAGAUUGAGGGAUAUAGUGGGAGCAUCUACCAACUGGAGGGAUCAUGUGCAAGCAAUGCAAGAAAGAAAAGCUCUUCAUACUUUACUGGCAAAACGGCAGGAAGAUCUCCCUCCUAGGAGAAUGAAGGAUAGCUACUUGGAAGUUAUUCUGCCUCUAGGAAGUCAACCUGAAAUAAGAGAAAAGUACCUGAACGUACACAACAGUGUAAGGUUUGGAAGGAUACUUGAAGAUCUUGACAGUUUAGGAGUUCUUAUUUGCUACACUCACACCAAGCAGGAAAUGCAGCCAAGGUCUCCCUUAUCAAUAGUUACAGCUCUGGUGGAUAAAAUCAAUUUGUGCAAAAGGAUUAUAUAUCCAGACUGUGACAUCAAAUUCACAGGCAGUGUUUCUUGGGUUGGGAGGACCUCAAUGGAAGUGAAGAUGCACAUGCUGCAGCUACAUGAUGGUGAUUACAGCCCUGUGUUAGAUGCAACCUUUGUCAUGGUGGCCCGGGAUCCAGAGAAUAAACGGCCAGCGUUCGUUAAUCCAGUCGUUCCUGAGACGCCUGAGGAAGAAGAAAUCUUCAAGCAAGGGGAAUUGAACAAGCUGAAGAGGGUUGAUUUCAGCACUGCUUCCUUACUGAAAAUGGCUCCCACUGCAGAAGAAAGAAACAUUGUUCAUGACAUAUUCCUUAAUACGUUGGACACAAGGACAGUAAGUUUCCGGAGUCGUAAAUUGCCACCCAAUUCAGUGUGGAUGGAAGAUGCAAAGCUAAAAGGCCUACAGAUUUGCCAUCCUCAGGAGCGGAACAUCUUCAAUAGGAUCUUUGGGGGUUUUCUCAUGAGAAAGGCAUUUGAACUGGGAUGGGCAACUGCUUGCAGCUAUGGGGGUUCCAGACCUUUUAUCGUAUCCGUUGACGAUAUCAUGUUUCAGAGGCCAGUUGAGGUUGGAUCCUUAUUACUGCUUUCUGGACAGGUCUGUUACACAGAAAAAAACUACAUCCAGGUUCGAGUACACAGUGAGGUUUAUGAUGCAGAUACCAGGGAGCACCAGACAACCAAUAUCUUCCAUUUUACAUUUAUAUCAGAAAAUGAGGUCCCACGGGUUGUCCCCAAAACUUACGGAGAAUCCAUGUUGUAUUUAGAUGGGAAGCGACACUUUGCUGCAGUCAUGAGAGAAAUCUGACACGCACUGAAUGCUGCGUCAGCAGCGUAGCAGCACGCUGUCUUGGAAAGAGUUGUCACCAGACAUGGCUAACAGACAGGUGCUUGCAAUACUAAAAAGCACCCACCCCAAAACAAAACAAAACCCCAGACCAAACCCAGACCCCGCAACAAAAAAUACGUUAUUAGUGCUAUUUAUGUAUUUGCAUGUAUUUGGAUUUUUUGUUCUCUGCUACUAGGAUUUGUUGAAAUCUACUUUUACAUGCUGAUGCUAGGAAAAAAGGCUGAAAAAAUACAGUCUUAAGCUUUAGAUCGCUUCUCUCUGUCUGCUUUGAGAGAUCUCAUUACGACCUUUGCUGUCUUGUCACCAUCUGCCUUCUUUCCCUUAGUAGCUCUCCUUUGUGUUUCCCUGAUAAGGGAUAGAAGUUCUACCAGAAAAAUAUGUGCAAUAAGUAGAUACACACAGACGAAGCCAUUUGACCUACAUUCUUGUGUAAAUUAGGUUUAGGGUCUUAUUUUUUUUUUUAAUGAGGACACAUGCAUCUGGGCAGCAGCAUAAGCUCAGAAGUUACUAGGGUGUGCACAACGUAAAGCAGGUGUUUCCCAUCAGCUGGGAUUUUACAGGGUUGUUGCAGCUCCUGUUGUGGAUGGUUUCAUGUUCCCUUGGCAGGAAACUGAUUAUUGCAAUGAGAUGAGGUGGCCAGAUGGUCUCUUCUGGCAUUCUGUUUGCGUACAGCCAGUCCUUGCCAGCCUCUUCUGAUUUUUUUUUUUUUUUUUUAAGAUAUAGCUGUAAGUGAGUUCCUUAAUGAAUUAUUUCUCAUGGCCUGUAGAGUAGAGAUCUGAUUGGUGAGAUCGAGUGGGACUGGGAAAUGGCGUUUUAGAGCAGAACGUUUUGGUUUGUUAGGGCGUGGGAGCAGGAAAGGUAAAAUGCUGCCAAAAUGGUAAUGGUUAUGUUUGAUGCUGGACUUAGGGGUCUAGAGAAUCUGUCUUGACCAGCUCCCAAGUCAGCUGCUGAAUGGUGGGAGGAUUUUUAUCCCACUGGGGGGUGGUACAGCUAGAGCACAGUCUCCUCAGCUGGAUUAUUUCUCUGGUUCCUUGGUAAGGCUGUAAUGAAAUGAGUAUUGCACAGCUUUAAAGGUUGUCAAAUUUACCUGUAAAGGACAGAGUAAUUCCCCACCACGGAGGGGACACCAAGGUGGACAUAACUAUGGCAUAUAAGUAACAGGAAGAAAGUACUUGAUACUGAAGUGCUUCUGAUGUAGUGGAGAAAGUUUUAAUAGUCUCCGAUAUCGGGCAGAUAAAGCCCAACAUCCUGAAAUUAGGAAGGUGAGCGGAUGGGAGGCAUCAGCUUUUAGCAGUGAGGAUGAUUAGUCACAGGCACAAAAUUGGACCUCUGAUACCUUCAAAUCAAGACUGAUACCCUGUCUGAUCAAGACACCCAAAGAGGAGUAGUUGGGCCCAAUGGUAGGUUAAAUGGAUGAAAUAUGAUGUCUUAUAUGAUACACGAGAAUAGACUCCAGCUUCCCUGCUAGGUUUAAAAUCUUUUGAAAUCAGGAAGCAGCAAGUAGAAAUGAUGUGAUUCGGCACAGUUGCAUGAAACAAGUUGAUAAAAUAAAGCAGCACGUCGAAAUUUUAUUUCUGAGUAAGAGAGUUUGAGAAAUUCACAAUGAGGACCAGGUUCCUUUGGUGCUAGGAUAGCAUGAAGUCCGUGGCUCCUGACAGCUGACUGCUGUUCAUGUCAGGAGAGCGAGCAUUGUAAUAACCAGCACGUUACACACCAGCCUUUCCUUUCUAGGAUUUGGCUGCCUGUAUUUCUAAGUUAGAUCGCUUUCCAGUGGAGGCACAGGGGUGUUGCCUGAUCCGGAUCAGAUUGAUGCGUGGCAGUGACACUAAGCUCUUGGUUCCUUACAUAGAGUUUCUCUCUUCAGCCACGCUUCAGUGCUGAUUCAGCUGUAUGAUGUUAUAAUCUUUUUCUUUAAUGGUUAUGACACUGUGGAUAUGUAUUGUAUUUUCUGUUUUUCUCCUUUUUAAAACUCCUUAGAAACUGAAUAUACUUGACUGACCACACAAAUAAAGAACUGAAAUUCUGUCCC
Molecule: messenger RNA, 3335 nt
Organism: Pygoscelis adeliae (Adelie penguin)
Lineage: Eukaryota; Metazoa; Chordata; Aves; Sphenisciformes; Spheniscidae
Gene: ACOT9
Product: acyl-CoA thioesterase 9
Exons: 15
Coding region: 56-1264 (402 amino acids)
Biological process (GO): acyl-CoA metabolic process
Cellular component (GO): mitochondrion
Molecular function (GO): fatty acyl-CoA hydrolase activity
Source: RefSeq, a predicted model, not a curated record